Molecule: messenger RNA, 888 nt
Organism: Diaporthe amygdali
Lineage: Eukaryota; Fungi; Ascomycota; Sordariomycetes; Diaporthales; Diaporthaceae
Exons: 5
Coding region: 1-888 (295 amino acids)
Source: RefSeq, a predicted model, not a curated record
AUGAACGACAGGUUGAAACGGCUCGAAACGAACCCAAGAGCAGGAGGGCAUACCCAGGACGGGCAUGGUGGCAAGACUCACGGUCGAUUUCCAGCAAAUUGCCAGCAAGGACUGAACGUUGUUGAGCUCUGUCGCCGCAUGGCUGGUUCACGACUUGGCGUCUGGUCUUUGACGGCCAAGUCGCCAAGAAAAGCUUCUGAGACGCGUUGCAUGCUUGCGUAUCCCGGGGUCGGGCCAGUGGAGGCCGGUACUGCUUCAUCUGUUCGCCGGCCUGCCUCACCGUGGCAACGCAGCUCUUCUAGCGUGAACCCCACGCGAGCUCGUCAACAGCGGCGGUCAUUUUUUGAAAAGCCGUCCGUCUUAUCGGGACCAAUACCAAAGCGUUCCGACUCUUGCCCGCUUCAUCUCUGGUUGAUACCCGGAUUGAUUAUCUGCUUCGGGCCCUGGGCCGAGUCACGCCUCCGCAAACCUGAUGCACAUGAGCUGCUGGGUAUCCGAGCCAAGCUCUGCCUUAAGCGAUCGAUUCUUUUGCCUCCCGUAUACUCAGUCCUGAUGCAGCCCGCCCAGGUGGUCGAGGCCCUCGCGGGCCAUGUUGCCGAGGCCUCUACCCGAGGCGGCCUAGCCGCCGCAUUCAUGAUUCCGGGAGAUCGGUCAACUAGCCAAAGUCAAAAGCCCAAGAAGGCUUCUCAUUUUGCCGACGCGGAAUCGACCUUGGCUGGCGAGAAGAUCUGUGUCAUGGCGACUCAGGGCCACGUUUCGAGAAGCCCCAGCAGAAUGGUCAUUGGAUCCCAGCUUAUACCAGAUAAAGUCAAGUUAAUGCGCGCUGCCAGUUCACCUCUUCACUACGCCCAGGUCGUAGUAGCGCGACUGGCGGCCCAUAUCGUGUAA